Mesocricetus auratus (golden hamster) is the source of this 8197-nucleotide messenger RNA. It is a transcript of the gene Abl2, whose product is annotated as ABL proto-oncogene 2, non-receptor tyrosine kinase. The transcript is spliced from 12 exons. Gene Ontology annotation, biological process: regulation of apoptotic process; protein phosphorylation. Gene Ontology annotation, molecular function: non-membrane spanning protein tyrosine kinase activity; protein binding; ATP binding. NCBI's taxonomy places the organism in Eukaryota, Metazoa, Chordata, Mammalia, Rodentia, Cricetidae. The record is from RefSeq and is a predicted model, not a curated record. The coding region runs from base 880 to 4380 and encodes 1166 amino acids.
AGCUUACAGUUAUAAGCACAGUUUUGUAUUGCUCCUAUGGUGCUGUGGUUGAGGCUUUUUGAGACAGGAUCUGUAGCACAGGCUGGUUUUGAACUCAGAAAUCCUUCUGCUUCCAUCUAGCCAAGCUUUGGUAUUACAGGUACAUGCCAACAUGUUCUUUGAAUUAUUUUUGUAGGCAGUACCACUUAGUUAUCCAUCUCUUACUUUACUAGUUUGUGUCUCAUACAUCACUCUGAUUUGUAAAGACUUAGAUUUUAUGAAACGUUUUCCUCUGUACUUUAAAUUAGGCCUUAGACUUUCCAAGUUUCAGCAUUUAGUUUUCAGUGCUGUGUGCCCUGCUUUGUACCUGUAAGGCACACGGACCACUUGCUAGGGAAGGCGGUUAGUUAGUUGCUGUCUGCUUCUGCCUGCACUUCUGAGUCACACUGUAGCUAUUUCUUUGAUUUUGGAUUUGUGGUUUCUUGAACUAACUAGAGUGAUGUAAAGAUGAGUCUUGUUAGGCGUUUCCUGUCUUUUCCAAGUGUGUUUGGUGUUGUACUGUAAACAAGUUUUCUCCAGGGAAACCCUGAACAGUCUCACAUCAUCUGGGACUGGAACUGGAACUUCUGUACCUACUGAUCUUGGCUGAUUUUAUUAUUUAACUGUUGCUGUUGUGUGACUAAAAUAGCCUGUGUAUCAUCCCCACCCCCAUCUCUGAGUUUUUGGAGUAGCUCCACCCUUACUCAGGUCUCCACCCCUGUGGGUUGAACUUGUUCUUUGUUCCUUCUGGCCACUGAGUAUGUGAGUAAAUGAUCCACGUGUAUGGAUCGACAGCCAGACUGGUAUUUUAAGGCUCCUCUCUUCAGAACAGCCUAACUUUAAUGCUGCUUGGCCAAAGGUAUGGUCCUAGGGCCUGUUCAGCUACCUCCAGCCAGUUACUGCAGAGAACAGGACAUCUUGCUGUCCUGCCCAGGCAGGGAUGCCACAGAGUUGCCUGUGGCCCACGUGACGGAUCACUUUGCCAGCUGUGUGGAGGAUGGAUUUGAGGGAGACAAGACUGGAGGCAGUAGUCCAGAAGUUUUGCACCGACCCUAUGGCUGUGACACUGAAUCUCAGGCACUCAAUGAAGCCAUCAGGUGGAGCUCCAAGGAGAACUUGUUGGGAGCCACUGAGAGCGACCCUAAUCUCUUUGUCGCACUUUAUGACUUUGUGGCAAGUGGUGAUAACACACUCAGUAUCACUAAAGGUGAAAAACUGCGAGUCCUUGGUUACAACCAGAAUGGAGAGUGGAGUGAAGUUCGCUCCAAGAAUGGACAGGGUUGGGUGCCAAGUAACUACAUCACGCCAGUGAACAGCCUGGAGAAGCAUUCCUGGUACCAUGGACCUGUGUCCCGCAGUGCAGCGGAGUAUCUCCUCAGUAGCCUCAUCAAUGGCAGUUUCCUGGUUCGAGAGAGUGAGAGCAGCCCGGGGCAGCUGUCCAUCUCACUCAGGUAUGAGGGACGUGUGUACCACUACAGGAUCAAUACCACCACAGACAGCAAGGUGUACGUGACUGCUGAGAGCCGUUUUAGCACCUUGGCAGAGCUUGUUCACCACCACUCUACAGUCGCUGAUGGGCUAGUGACCACACUGCACUACCCAGCACCCAAGUGUAAUAAGCCAACCGUCUAUGGUGUGUCCCCCAUCCAUGACAAAUGGGAAAUGGAGCGAACAGAUAUUACCAUGAAGCACAAACUUGGGGGUGGUCAGUAUGGAGAGGUUUAUGUUGGCGUCUGGAAGAAAUACAGCCUUACGGUUGCUGUGAAAACACUGAAGGAAGAUACCAUGGAGGUAGAAGAGUUCCUGAAAGAAGCUGCCGUGAUGAAGGAAAUCAAGCAUCCUAAUCUAGUACAACUGUUAGGUGUGUGUACCCUGGAGCCGCCAUUCUACAUUGUGACUGAAUACAUGCCAUAUGGGAAUCUGCUUGAUUAUCUCCGGGAAUGCAACCGUGAGGAGGUGACAGCAGUUGUUCUACUUUACAUGGCGACUCAGAUCUCUUCUGCCAUGGAGUAUUUGGAGAAGAAGAAUUUCAUCCAUAGAGAUCUUGCUGCGCGGAACUGCCUAGUGGGAGAAAACCAUGUAGUAAAAGUGGCCGACUUUGGUUUAAGUAGACUGAUGACUGGAGACACCUACACUGCUCAUGCUGGAGCCAAAUUUCCUAUUAAAUGGACAGCGCCUGAGAGUCUGGCCUACAAUACCUUUUCAAUUAAGUCUGACGUCUGGGCUUUUGGAGUACUGUUGUGGGAAAUUGCUACAUAUGGGAUGUCGCCAUAUCCAGGUAUUGACCUGUCUCAAGUCUAUGACCUACUGGAAAAAGGAUAUCGAAUGGAACAGCCUGAGGGAUGCCCCCCUAAAGUGUAUGAACUUAUGAGAGCAUGCUGGAAGUGGAGCCCCGCUGACAGGCCCUCUUUUGCUGAAACCCAUCAAGCUUUUGAAACCAUGUUUCAUGACUCCAGCAUCUCUGAAGAGGUAGCUGAGGAGCUUGGGAGAGCUGCUUCCUCAUCAUCUGUGGUCCCAUACCUGCCUCGAUUACCUCUGCUUCCUUCCAAGACUCGGACCCUGAGGAAGCAGGGGGACAACAAAGAGAACGUAGAUGGCAGCCUGGAUGCCCCCGAGAGCCUGGCCUCCAGUUCAGCACCAGCAGGCUUCAUUAGAAGUGCACAGGCUUCCAGUGGGUCCCCAGCUCUGCCUCGAAAGCAAAGAGAUAAGUCACCUAGCAGCCUCUUAGAAGAUGCCAAAGAGACAUGCUUCACCAGGGAUAGGAAGGGAGGCUUCUUCAGCUCCUUCAUGAAAAAGAGAAAUGCCCCCACGCCCCCUAAGCGCAGCAGUUCCUUUCGAGAAAUGGAGAACCAGCCCCACAAGAAAUAUGAACUCACGGGUAACUUCUCAUCUGUUGCUUCUCUACAGCAUGCUGAUGGGUUCUCUUUCGCUCCCGGCCAGCAAGAGUCGAAUCUGGUGCCAGCCAAGUGCUAUGGGGGGAGCUUUGCACAGAGGAACCUCUGUAAUGAUGACAGUGGUGGGGGUGGGGGCAGUGGCACUGCUGGGGGUGGGUGGUCUGGCAUCACAGGCUUCUUUACACCUCGCUUAAUCAAAAAGACACUGGGCUUACGAGCAGGUAAACCCACAGCCAGUGAUGACACUUCCAAGCCUUUUCCAAGGUCAAACUCUACAUCUUCCAUGUCCUCAGGGCUUCCAGAGCAGGAUAGGAUGGCAAUGACCCUUCCCAGGAACUGCCAGAGGUCCAAACUCCAGCUGGAAAGGACAGUGUCCACCUCUUCUCAACCAGAAGAGAAUGUGGACAGGGCUAAUGACAUGCUUGCAAAAAAAUCUGAGGAAGGUGCUGCUCCAGCCAGGGAGAGACCAAAAGCCAAACUAUUGCCCAGAGGAGCCACAGCUCUUCCCCUGAGAGCCCCUGAUCCAGCCAUCACAGAGAGUGACUCUCCAGGGGUAGGGGUGGCUGGAGUGGCAGCUGCCCCCAAAGGCAAGGAAAGGAAUGGUGGGAUGCGACUUGGAGUCGCUGGAGUCCCAGAGGAUGGAGAACAGCCAGGCUGGUCCUCUCCAGCCAAGGCUGUGGCUGUCCUCCCCACCACCCACAACCACAGAGUGCCAGUCCUUAUCUCGCCCACGCUGAAACCCACUCCAGCUGACGUGCAGCUCAUUGGCACAGACUCUCAGGGGAAUAAAUUCAAGCUCUUAUCUGAGCAUCAGGUCACAUCGUCUGGAGACAAGGACCGACCCCGACGGGUAAAACCAAAGUGUGCCCCACCCCCACCACCAGUGAUGAGACUACUGCAGCAUCCAUCCACAUGCUCAGACCCCGAGGAAGAGCCGACUGCCCCACCUGCAGGACAGCCCACUCCAGAAACCCAGGAGGCAGGAAAAAAGGCAGCUCCAGGGCCAGUGCCCAGUAGUGGGAAACCUGGGAGGCCAGCAAUGCCUCCACCUCAAGUGCCUUUGCCCACAUCGUCCAUCUCGCCAGCCAAAAUGGCCAAUGGCACACCAGGUACUAAGGUGGCCCUGAGGAAAACCAAACAGGCAGCUGAGAAAAUCUCAGCUGACAAAAUCAGCAAAGAGGCCCUGCUGGAGUGUGCUGACCUACUGUCCAGUGCAAUCACGGAACCUGUGCCCAAUAGCCAACUGGUAGACACUGGGCACCAGCUGCUUGACUACUGCUCAGGGUACGUGGACUGCAUCCCUCAGACUCGAAACAAAUUUGCCUUCCGAGAGGCUGUGAGCAAACUGGAACUUAGCCUACAGGAGCUGCAGGUGUCUUCCACAGCUGCUGGUGUGCCUGGGACAAACCCUGUCCUUAAUAACUUAUUGUCAUGUGUCCAGGAAAUUAGUGAUGUGGUGCAGAGGUAGCCAUUGUCAGUCGAGUGGGAAAUGCUCACAUAUCUGAGGGGAGAGGGAAAAGGACUCGUUUUCCUGUGUUCUUGUUUUUUAAAAAGUGAAAGACUGAUACUUGAGUGCGUUCAUGUGAAGUACCUCAGAUUCCUGAAUUCUCACGUUUACAGGUUCAUCUCAAAAUAGCAAAAAGGAAAUCCCAUAAGUAGAUAGGUCAUUUUGGUGGAACAGGGCAGUGUGGACCGAGUUGGAACUUCACUGGAAAGUAAGGGAGCGUCGUGUAUAGAUCAUAGAAGAGUCAGUUGUUCUGCACCAUGUAGGGCCUUGACCUAAGGGCCUCGAGGGGACUGGGUUGCAGUUCACCCUGCAAAUUGAAGGGGCAGGAGAAAGCAAAGUGACAGAUGAAGCAGAUGUUUUACUCAAGGCUACCGGAAGUGACUGUGGGUCAUUGCUACUGUAGCAAGAAUUGCAAAUUAGAUUGCUAGACUACUCAGCUAGGAAACAUGGCCCAUUCUGUCUGCUUUUGUCCUGUUUGCCUUAGGUAUAUUAGUCGACGCAGGAAAUAGAGAAUUCGAGGGACAUUACGAUGACUAGCAGUCACCUCUCCCACGCUUCUAGCGUGUGACUUCCUAAUAGCCAGUAUCCACUCACUGCUUCUUGGUGACUAUCUGGAAACCUUGGGCACAUGGGGGCUUCUUAGUGGUUCUUCUCUGUCCUUUGCCGGGCAGGCUGUCUUCCUUUAUUUCUAGCAUCAUUCAGGGCAUUACCCAGCAUCGAUGUUGAAAAUGGUGGUCACUGUAUGUUCUCAUAGGAGAGACCUUCUAUGCCCAAAUACUGACAAAAUGGCCACUUGAGCAGCUAUGUAUUUUUUUUUAAAUUAAAAAUCCAAGGAGAUACAGUACCUUUUGAAACUUGCUGGGCCCAGAAGCCUCAGACUGAGAAGAGAAGCUUGCUUGAUCCAUGGCUACUUGUACCUUUCCCUACCUUAAUACCCCACGCCAAUCCGGGUGGACAGUGGAGAAGACUAAGGGCUUGCCUCCAUGGUAUUGUCAUGUUCUUUUUCUCUGCUCACAUAACACCACUCCAUUGUCGAAUGUGGUGGAGUUUGUGUUUGUCCUUUCACCUCUAUUUUAAGAGUGUGUUAUAGAAGAAGUGGGUUAUUUUCAGGGAGCACCAGUUAGACUCAGAAAGCUAAGGGUUUAACCUGCAAAUAGGUUUUGCCUUUGAAAAAUAGGCAUUUCUCUUCCCUAAUUACAGUUAUGGAAGCUAAUGGGGUAACAUGGAAUAGAAGCUUAGAAGGCUACAUGUUGUUGGUUUUGGUGCUGGGUCUAAUUCCAGUUUGGUUUUUUGUCUUUUGUUGUUGUUUUUGUUUUAACUUUGUGAACACUCCUUUCAUUCCCCAAAGAGAACCCAAUACAAAAUACCUUGACUUUUUUGUUCUUCCAAGAGUAUUAAUGUAGGAAGAUGGGAAUCCAGCACUGAGCAGUGUUUUCUUCCUGUCAUCGAUUUGCUGUCAAGUUGCCGCCCCAUCUUUUGAUCUAUUAAUUGAAGGCAACAGCCCACAUUCUCAAGAGUGUUUUACAGACUAAUAUGCAGCUCCCUUUGAGAGCCUCUCUGGAGGGCUCUUUACUUAGUGUUGGUACAUUGGGUCGCUUUUCAUUCUCUCUGUAUCACAAAUAGGAAACUUUUGAACUGCUGUGCAUGCUUACAGUAAUCGGGCCAGAACCUAAGGGGAAACUAUUUCAGUUUACAUGGGGCAUCCUUGACCGAGGAAGGCAUCUAGUUUUAUUAGAAAGAAAGGAAAUGUGGAUACUUAUCCCUGCUGCUCCAGAGAAGGCUCAGGGGAAGAGGAGGUGUGGAGUGGAGGAGACAGCUCCUUUUCCUCCAUUGUUAGUGUGUCCUCACAGCUGCAGUCUGGGCAGCUAGGGGUCAGGUCAGUGUCCUUGUAGUAGUUGGAAGAGAAUUUUCCCACCUUGUCCACCACUCCCCGCCAUUGUAUGCACCUAUAAACUUGAACCUAUUUUAGCAGUUCGGCUGUCUUGUAUAGGUGGGAAGGAUAAAGCUAAGGUUUGAGGCCAUUAUUAAUGCUGCUUUUGAAAUUUAUCCCUGCCAUAUUAGGGUGUUGUAAGAGAUGGUUGUUGUUUUCAGGUUUGGGUCUUGUUUUGUUUGUUUGUUUGUUCGUUCGUUUUUCCUUCAGAGUUCUGAAGACAGGCUUGGAGAAACACUACUGAGUAUCUCAGCUCCCUGCUUUUCUCAGUCUGAGGGGCUGAGACAAGGCUAAGUCUCACCGAGGGCAGCACAAAUUCUGUCCUGCUCAAAGUGGGUUGUCACUAAGUCCAUGGGUUGAACUCACCUUUUCCUCAACACUGCCGUGAGAAGCACAACUGUUGUACUACGCUCCACACGAUGCAUGAACUGCAUAGUGCUUUCAGGGAUCAAGGCCUCAGGUCUUGUGGCACUGUCAACUUGCUAUGAAAGAAUUACUUGGGUUUUUAAUUUUUUUUUUAUCUACCUGCAAGGGACCAGUUUAAAAGAAAAAUCAGCAAACUGAAAGAUUGGAAUCUAAAGCAGAGGCAACUGCUCUUAGAAACUAAAAUGUAACUUAACUUUCUGUGGCAGCCCCAAGUCUUCAUCUGUGCGUAUCUUGCCACAGCACCGUUACUUUUAGUACACUCGUCUCGUGGGUUCAGUUGGAUUCCCCACCUUCAAAUGCUGUGUUCUGUAUUGAAUAUAUCCCAAUUAUGCUUUAAGGAAGCUUUUUUUUAAGCUUUGGCUAUAAUUAUAUUUCACAUUUUCAGGUGAUUUCUAUCAUGAUGUUCAGAGAGAGAGAGAAAGAGAUAACUUAAAAUGGGCCCUUCAAAGGAUGUGUUUUGUAGUGAAUUGAACUGAAUUGGGCAUGGCACACCAAGCUGUGAUCUGUGACGUGAGAAGCUGAUUAGGUCAUUUUCAGGAUGACCUCUUUAUAAGGUUGUCAUCAUGGUCGUCAUAGUGGAGAUGAGUUUCCGGCAGCAUUUUAACCUUUCAGUUGACAGUUGACUCUUAAAAGUGUUUCUUGUUUUAAUGAAGCGCUUAGGGGAUGCAGCAGUGCCAAUAGUAUGAGGCGAUACUUAUAGAACAGGUAGCUAGGUGCCUGGUGCACACUGAGCACUCCACGAAUGUUAACUGCUAGUGUUCACUCCUAACCAGGAGCACACAGUAGUCCUCCAGGGAAACCUAGGGAAAUGGCUGAAUUGGCCCCACUCUAUAUUGGAAUUCCAAGUGGAGUAAGAGAGUAACUAGUGUGUUUCCCAAGGACUUCUCCAGGUUUCAAAUGCUCUCCAUCAUAUGAACAGAACACUUUGUGUCCUUUUAUGUACAAAAGAAACUGGAGAGGAUGGUUGUCGCUAGUCCAUUAUCUUGGAGCAGUUAGUGGCAGAGCUGAGGCUAGAAUUCAGGAAUCCUGACAUUGUGGCAUUUCUCCACACCUGCUGCCUUGUGAGAUGUUCAGCUAGACAAUCAGUAUACAUGGUGUUGCACACUUCUAGCACAGGCUUUGGAGGGCCCUGGCCAGGAAGGGCUUGGAUAUUCAGUAACAGUGUAGCCAAACAAGCCUUUAGUAGAACUCUGUUACAAAGCCAGCAUAGCCGCUGUUCUUCUAGACCUCAGCCACACAGGAAUCUGCACUUUGUAGUUAAAAAUACCAACUUGAGUUGUUUGAAAACAAAAAAAAAAAAAAAAGAAGGGGGAGAAAACAGCUCUACAUUCCUUUUUGUUCAAAAAGAAAUCUGUUGUUCAGUGUCAUUUUAAUGACUGGGAGAAUGGGAAAGCACCUUGAGAAAUAAAUGAAAAUCAACUA